UCUGCUGAAGAUGGAACCCAGCAGGUGUCUGAGUGGACUGAUAUUGGCCAUCUUCCUCUCCCAAGGGAGCUCCGUAAAUGUACAGGAAGUUGAGGAAAACGUGUUUGUGUUUUGCAAUAGCAGCAUCUCGCGGAUAGAGGGAACAGAAGUAAUACCAAUGAAAGUGGACGAUACAGUCGUCAGCUUGGGAAAACGCAUCCUAGACCCACGAGGACGAUAUAAAUGUACAGGAAAGGAUGCAAACGAAAACGAUGUUAUUGUACAAAUCUAUUAUAGAAUGUGCCAGAACUGUGUGGAGCUGGACUCAGCCACUUUGAGUGGCAUUGUGGUCGCUGACAUCAUAGCCACUUUGCUCCUUGCUUUGGGAGUUUACUGUUUUGCUGGACAUGAGACUGGAAGGCUCUCUGAGGCUGCUGAUACUCAAGUUGUCAUGAGAAAUGACCAGCUCUAUCAGCCCCUCCGAGAGCGGAACAAUGACCAGUACAGUAGUCUUGGGGAAAACUGGCGGCGGCGGAACAAGUGA
Molecule: messenger RNA, 523 nt
Organism: Condylura cristata (star-nosed mole)
Lineage: Eukaryota; Metazoa; Chordata; Mammalia; Eulipotyphla; Talpidae
Gene: CD3D
Product: CD3d molecule, delta (CD3-TCR complex)
Exons: 5
Coding region: 11-523 (170 amino acids)
Biological process (GO): cell surface receptor signaling pathway; positive thymic T cell selection
Cellular component (GO): external side of plasma membrane; membrane; alpha-beta T cell receptor complex
Molecular function (GO): transmembrane signaling receptor activity
Source: RefSeq, a predicted model, not a curated record